AUGAAAAGAAGAAAAAAAAGAAAAUUAAAGGCGAAAAAAGGCAUAAAAAAAUCAGACCUUUCUUUUUCUUUUUCUGAUUCUCUUUCAUCAACAUCAAGUUCAACUUCAAGUUCAGUUUUAUCUCAAUCAAAUGAUUUUAAUAAGAAAUUAUUAAAAAAAAAAGGGAAAAAAAUUUCUAAUGGAAAAACUACUUCUAAAAUAUCAGAUUUAUCAACUACUACAGAAAGUGCCUCAUUAAGUGUAUCAGCAGAAUUACAGCCAAGUAGACGAAAAAUAAAUUUGUAUUUAAAUUUUAUUGUUAAAUCAUCAAGUAAUAUAAUAGUUUUACAAGAAGUAAAUUAUCAUAAAAUGAACAUAAAUAUUGGUUUAUGUCCUUACAUUAACUGGGUAUCAAAAAAAGGACCAGUAAAAUUUAUACCAGAAGAUCAUAUAAAAGAUAAUGGAUAUUUUGAAUCAUCCAAUGGAAAUGCUCAUAUUUUACCUACAUUAGGAUCAUUAAAUUUUGUUAAAUAUAAUCAACAUAAAAAAAUGUUUUAUCAAUUUAUUCAAAAAAAAGACUUUGAUAAAAAGCAAGAAUUAAAAUGUUUAUCAAAAGUCGAAGAUGAAAAUAAAGACCAUCUUGAUGAAUUUUAUUCUAAAGCUGCUGAAUUUACUAUAAUAAAUUUUAACAAUAAAAUAAAUAUUUCUAAAAAAAUAUCAAAUGAAAUAAUUUUUAAUAGUUUUAAAAUGGACAAUUUUGGAGCAUACAUUUGUAAGGAUUCUAACUACACCAAAUUUUACAAUAAAAAUAUCAUAUCACUUGAAAAAAUUUAUUUUAUACCCGAAAAUGGGACUGAAAUAAUUUUAAAUGAUGUUAAAUUAGAAGGAAAUAUAAGUCAAUACGCUGGAUGCCAACGAUCAUAUAAACCAUUUUCUAGUACAAUCAAAAUUAAAAUAGACUUUAUGGAAAACAAUAAAUCUUCUACAGUUAUUGGUAAAUUUCCUACAUUAUCAGAAGGUAUAGAAAUUGAAAAUAAUCAAGUAAUUUAUAAGGACUAUGGUAAUAUAACUAAUAUAACAAUUCAAUGUGAAUACGAAACAGUUUUUAGUACUAUUUUUUCUACAAAACAAAAUUUUAUAUUUUUUAAUAGAGAAUUUAUCAGAUACAAAACUAAAGUUGUAAAAGAUUCUAAUAAUUCAAAAACUAUAGUUGAUACAACAUCAAAUUCAAUGUUAUGGAUAAUAGCAUUUGUUUUAAUUGUUAUAUUUUUCUGUACAGUAAUUGUUAUUAUUGUAGUAGUAAUGAAAAAAAGAAAAAAAAGAAAAUUAAAGGCAAAAAAAGAUAUUAAUAAAUCAGAUCUUUCUUUAUCGGAUUCUCUUUCAUCAACAUCUAGUUCAACUUCAAGUUCAAUUUUGUCUCAAAGUAAGAACUUUUUAAAGAAAAAGGGGAAAAAAAAUUCUAAUGAAAAAAUUACUUCUACAUUAUCGGAUUUAUCAACUACUACAGAAAGUGGAUCAUUAUUAAGUGUAUCGUCAAGUAAUGAUCAAAAAAAAGGAGGAAAAAAUUUUUCUAAAUAUAAUAAAUUUAGAAUUACAGCCAAGUAG
Molecule: messenger RNA, 1584 nt
Organism: Strongyloides ratti
Lineage: Eukaryota; Metazoa; Nematoda; Chromadorea; Rhabditida; Strongyloididae
Exons: 4
Coding region: 1-1584 (527 amino acids)
Source: RefSeq, a predicted model, not a curated record